AUGACCAUAAUUACGACCUGUUCAAAUACGAUUCCUUGCAUCGGUAGAACCUUUCGUUCACGUUCAAAUCAAAGUGCAAAUUCAACCCUUCGUGUUGGAAUCACCCGUUCAGCAAGUACAAAUUCAACUCGUCGUCCUAGAACCUUUCGUUCGGGUUCAAAUUCAAGCGUAAAUUCAACUCUUCGUACAAGAACCACUCGUACCGGUUCAACUACUCGUUUUACCUUUCCUCAUCUUCGUCCUCGUACCUUACAACGACCAUGCGAUCUUCGUCAGAAACUUCAAGUAGCACAGUAG
Funneliformis caledonium is the source of this 297-nucleotide messenger RNA. NCBI's taxonomy places the organism in Eukaryota, Fungi, Glomeromycota, Glomeromycetes, Glomerales, Glomeraceae. The record is from the annotation of a GenBank genome assembly.